AUGGACCAUGCGAACCCCAGCAACGUUAAGGAGGCCCUGAACGCACAAGGUAUUCUGCUCGGAAAGCAUGACCAGCUCCUACAAGGACUGAUGGACGCCAUGCAGAACCUCACCCACAACGUUCAGGGAAUCGCAUCCCGGCUUGACGGGAUAGCCACCCCCAACCCUGGAUCCUCCCCCGAUGCAUCCGUGAGUACUCCUUCCGAAACCGCUCCCUCUUCUCGUUCUUAUCGUGAACCUAAGGUACCCACUCCCGAGCCGUACGCCGGAGAGCCCUGGUCUUACGCAGAAGAAGCCUUCGACAGAGUGGAGUGGAGCUACUUGUUUGACGUGCUUUCACACUUUGGCUUUGGAAACUAUUUCCAAAAAUGGAUAGGAAAGGUCAAGUACAUUGUGGAAACAUUAGGUCAGCCACCAGACUGUCAGCUGAACUGUGCACUCGGGACCUCACUGUACUUCAAGCUCCUUCAGAACAAGCAUGGGGAGAAGUCAUGGACUCUAAAGAGAGCGUGUUGCAGCAGCUCAGAGGAGGAGGAGCUGUUCAACUUUGUGGACCUCCUACAAACGAUGCUGCAGGUGGACCAGUACGCCCGGAUCAUUCCGAUGAACGUACUGCGUCACCAGUUCCUCGCCGUCCAGCAGCACAGCAACAGCAGCGACAACACCAUCCAAGAGCAGCUGUCGGCAGACACGGAGGAGGCCGAACCGAUCCUCGCUCAGCAGUCCUCGUCACCGGAGACUGUUGAGCCUCACGUCACAACUCCUCAUGACGCGCCAGUUGAAACUGUUUUUGAGACAUCAGAGGACAACAAAGAGCCACAAUUGGAAGAUGAGCAGGAAAAAGCAGAAGAAGUGACUUUAACACCUGCUGAGGACUCGGCUUCAACUCCCAUCAGUGUGUCUGCAACGGUGGAGGAUGAGGAGACGGCCAGCAUCCAGCCUGAGAUCGUAGCUGAGACCCAGAGAAAGACAAAGAAGGGCUUGUUCAGGAGGCUGAUGAGGCGGAUCGGCAAA
Stegastes partitus (bicolor damselfish) is the source of this 1014-nucleotide messenger RNA. NCBI's taxonomy places the organism in Eukaryota, Metazoa, Chordata, Actinopteri, Pomacentridae. The record is from RefSeq and is a predicted model, not a curated record.